Messenger RNA from Scylla paramamosain (green mud crab), 592 nucleotides. RefSeq lists its product as uncharacterized. The record is from RefSeq and is a predicted model, not a curated record. Bases 140 to 592 code for a protein of 150 amino acids. The transcript is spliced from 4 exons. Lineage: Eukaryota; Metazoa; Arthropoda; Malacostraca; Decapoda; Portunidae.
UGCAUAAGACAUUCUGGUGAAUCACACGUUCUCUGCACGUGAGGCAGCCUCUGUGAAACACUAUAUAAUCAGGGCUGCGCUGCCACGAGUUAGUAUACGCCAGCUUCAAUGGUGGUGGCCGCUGCAGCCGAGCACCAAUAUGCUCGUGAAGCUGGUGCUGGUAACUUGUCUUGGAGUCGCAACUGCCCGUCCAAAAAUGCGAGGCGGCCAGGAGCUCGUCCUACAUACUGGUGGUGCAGCAGAAUUAAUACGGAGUCCACCAAACGCUUCGUGCACCACCAUCGCCAUAACGGACAGUACCACCACUCCUCCAGACGUCGUGAAGGAUCUGUUCGGAAAAUCAACGAGGGACCAGUGGCAAGUGAUGGCAACAUUUGAGGUGACUUUAGAGAAGAGAAACACCACCAUUACUGAUCGCCUGUCGAAGUUGAUCCCCUUAGUACGUCAAGUAGGUAACUCAGAACAGUUUGCCCAUGUGAUGUACUUUACUAAGUACUUUUCUGCCUGUUUAUCACAUAGGACACGAAUAGACGACAUGGGUUCUUAUGUUCCUCUCACACAGAUGUGGAUUCAGAUGCUGAUGUUGGAGUAG